AUGUUCUGGGUGAUGUUAACAUUUUUGAUGGCAGUGCUGAUUCCUAAACUGGAAAUCAUGAUCCCAUUAGUGGGAGUAACAAGUGGCACACUUUGUGCCCUUGUCUAUCCACCGAUCUUUGAGAUGAUCACGUUUUGGACCGACUGGAAGGGUCUGCUUACUUAUCGAGAGCGGAUGACGAAAAUUGCGUUGAACUGCUUUGUGAUUUGCGUUGGUUUCUUUGCAAUAGGCGCUGGUCUCUACGCAAACGGGUUGGCCAUCUACCAGUCAUUUAUGAACCCCGAUUCUUGA
Molecule: messenger RNA, 291 nt
Organism: Cooperia oncophora
Lineage: Eukaryota; Metazoa; Nematoda; Chromadorea; Rhabditida; Trichostrongylidae
Source: the annotation of a GenBank genome assembly